Messenger RNA from Eupeodes corollae, 8050 nucleotides. RefSeq names its product serine/threonine-protein kinase D1 (gene PKD). Gene Ontology annotation, molecular function: protein serine/threonine kinase activity; ATP binding. The coding region runs from base 256 to 888 and encodes 210 amino acids. The transcript has 4 exons. NCBI's taxonomy places the organism in Eukaryota, Metazoa, Arthropoda, Insecta, Diptera, Syrphidae. Gene Ontology annotation, biological process: protein phosphorylation. The record is from RefSeq and is a predicted model, not a curated record.
CAUAAUUGGACAUCUCUAUAGACACUGGAAGCCGUUGAAAUACUCUAAAUCCAAAAAUUAUCAACUUUGGUAUUAAAUGCAAAAUAUUUAAUUUCGAUAAGAAAAGAAAUUGAAAAACUGUCCUUAUCCCCUUUGUAUAAUCGAAUCAAUAUCCUAUAUACACUCAUCUCUAUAACAACAACAAUAUCCGUAACGUAAGAAAGAUAACGUAAAUCUGUUGCGCUGGCGAAUCGAUUCAAUACAGUGCCCGUCAUAAUGGAAGGGCCGGAAGUAACGUUCCUUUUCCAAUUUGGAAAUAUACGUGACGGGAUAUCCGUCCCAUCGACAUCAUUAACUUUAAAAUCACUCAAGGAUAUGGCAUGCGAAUUUAUCAAUUCCAAGGUACCAGGUAAUGGAUUGACAUAUUUACCUGAACGUAUCCUUCUCUUCAGACAUGAUUACAACAGUCCAAAUGUCCUGCACAUUGUUAACUCGGCUGCUGAAAUUGUCGAUGAGACACUUGUGGAAAUCGUCCUGACAGCCAGCCCCCUGAGGUAUCCAAGUGCUGAAGUGCCAACCUUGAAGCCACAUUCACUUAAUGUUCACUCGUACAAAGCGCCCACGUUUUGUGAUUUCUGUGGUGAAAUGCUCUUUGGUUUGGUUCGACAAGGACUCAAGUGUGAUGGAUGCAGCCAAAAUUAUCACAAACGUUGUGUGGUUAAGAUCCCUAACAAUUGUAGCCGCCCUAAUGACACAUCCUCGAGGCGUUCAUCAACGUUACAACCACCACGUAGUCCAUCUGGUGGCUCAACCAAUUCGUUAAUAUCUGAAGAUUCUGGAAGGAAUGAUUCCGGAACAUCGCUGGUAAAGAGGAUGUCUGACCUAAUGAACGAUAUAAUUAAGAAUUAAUUGCAUUAACGAUUUCAUUUUAUACUAUAUACUAUUUUUAUGUGUAGUAUCGUUCGUUUUGUUAUUUUUUUUUCUUGCUCUGUUCGAUUCGUCCGUCCUGGAGAGUUCUUUUUUUUAAAUUUUAUUUUUAAUUCAUGUUAAUCUCUUUCUGCUCGAAUGCUCGAAAAGCUCUUAAUGGAAUUUUAGUUUCUGAUGGUGGUGGUGUUGGAUAUGAAAUGGUAGUCCUUUCGUGGAUAAAUGGAUUAUAUAAAUUGGAUUUAGGUUUUCAUUUAUGCAGACAAGACAAAAAAUAGUUUGGUCUUUAAAUCAUAAAACAGUAAUUGGAACAUUCAUUUUCUUUUGGAAUUUCAGUUUAUGUUUGUCUAUAGAAAAAUAAAUAAAAGCGAAAUUGCAUGAGUUCUGUGGGAUUGCGGGCUUUAUGAAAAAAGAUCUGUUUGCAUUAAAAAUGCCUCAAGGAACUUUUUCUCUUAUUCAAGAACAAAAAAAAAUAAAACAGAUAAAGUUGUUCAUUGAGGUAGAACUUAAGCCAAGUAAAAAAUGGUAUGUUUCAUUUAAAGAUGCCUGAAGGAUUUUUGUCUCUUAUUCAAGGAAAAAAAAAAAACAGCUAAAACUUUUAUUUGAGGUGGAAUUUAAUUUGAGAAAAAGGUGUUUGAAAUUCGUGCUCUUUUUUUAAGCUAUUAACACGUCUAGGUAUAUUUAGGUGGGAAAUUAAUUUUCAUAGACCAAAUAAGUGCCUCAAGGAAAAAGAAGGUAUACAGUACGUCCUUGGAGUUUUUACUUUGUAUUUGGGUAUACUUUAGUAGAUUAGAACAAAACCUUGUUUUAUUUUAUUUUUGUAACUUUUAUUUAAACAUACAAUUAUUGUACUGGAAUCUUGAUAACACAAAUCCGCUGGCCUGUAUAGUAUCCCUGCUCUUGCUCUGAAGCGGUGUUCUUAAACGCUGUCAAAACUACUGCCUUAGCUUUUCUAUCUGUCUGCAGGUUUCUUUCGGAGUGAAUAGAAUACAGCAUUUGUUCAGCCUGUCCCUAAAAAAUGGAAAUCCUCCUCUCUCUACAACUAUCGUCCAAUUGAAAUUAGGUCCAUUCCUUCCAUGGUCAUGGAAACGCUGAUUUAUUUUACAGAGAAAUAUCUUGAAGAACAAAAGCGUCUUAAUGACCUUAGCAAUAGGUCAAUUUUACAUCGUUUUGGAGAAAGUAAGAUUAUUGCACUUGAUAUUUCAAAGGCAUUCGAUAGAAUUUGACAUCAAGCUCUCUUGUCGAAAAUUCGUUCUUUUUGGUAUUGACGAAUCCCUUCUUUGUUGGGUUAGUAAUGAACUUCUAGAACGUUCAAUUCAAGUAGUAUUGGAAGAGUUAAAAUCCAAUAUCUAAAAAAUAAACGCUGGUGUGCCCCAGGGCUCCGUUUUGUCUCCGACACUCUUCCUCAUUUUUAUAAAUAAUCUUUUGUCUGAAGCUUCAAAACCCACUAAAUUGUUUCGCUGAUGACAGUACUCUCAGCUUUUCGUAAAAGUAUAGGGGUUUCAUUUCCAAAGUUCGUGCCCGUACAUCGGCAAUGACCCUGCGAAGGUUGUCCUCCAAGUGGUCAAUUGUUUCGUGCUUAACAAUGUAGAGUAUUGACUUCACAUAUCCCCACAGAAAAUAGUCAACCAGCACCAAAAUCCCACUAUUUUGGAGGUUAAUUCAAGGGUCCGUAAUGUGAAACUAUACGGUUGCUAAAGGUUUCCUUAAAAAUAAGGGGUGUCUAACGGCAGAUUUAUAUUUUCAAAAUUAAAUUAAAAAAAAACUGUUUUCAAAACGUAGUCUUGUGUUACGCGACACAAGCUGCAGUAAAGUUGAUUCAAUUACGCUGAUUUCUUGACGCUUUCCUUUAGGUUCACUUGAGUUCGGGGACUGUUGCUGUUAACUUGCUCUUUGCUUGUUGCUGUUAACUUGCUCUUUGAGGUAGCUCCAUACAAAUCCACUGGAGAUAAGUUGGGGGGCUUAUACGUUUUUUACGAAAAGCUUCCUGAAGCAAAUUUAUCGAACCUCUAGCCAUGUGUGCGGUAGCACCUUCCUGUUGGAACCACGUGUGCGAUGAAAACGAAAGAAAUCUGUUAUCAUGCGUCGGUAGUUGCCAUUAUUGACGUUGGUCGCCUGGCCCCAAGCAUUCUCGAAAAGAAAGGUUUACCUAUCCCAAACGUGUAUAAGACGCACCAAAAAGUUAACCUUGGGCAUUGCAGUGGCUUUUCGUUUUUUAGUUAAGGGUUAUGGUCUCUUGGAACCCAGUUACGUCAGUUUUGUUUAAUAACGUUCCCGUUUAAAUGAAAAUGAGCCUCGUAGAUCCAAAAAAUGGGAUUCAUAGUACGAAAAAAUUUUUGCGUGAAACAAAAACACUUUCUUAAAAUUCUAGAACAAUUUGAAUGUUAAAUGAAUGGAUUAAACUUUAAAUCCUGUUUUAAAAUUUUAUGAAUAGACUUUCUUCAACUACUGUUUGUUUCCGGAAGUCCUUCACUUGGCCCUGACCGUGGAGUGUUCAUAGCCAAAGCAGUUGCGCAGAACUUCUGCAUCUACGAACGAAUUCACACUCGAACCACCACCUAUUCGUCGUAUACCGAAGUGUGAACAAAACUGUCGACUCGCAGUUACGUACGAAUCGUUAAUCUUUGAAAAUGUGAUGCUCACUUGAUUAGUGCUACAUCGUGACUAACUCUAAAUCCCCCACCCCCCUCCGCACCAUUUAUAACUUUUUGAAAUAAUCGUAUUAAAAAACAUAAAUCUGCCACCAGACACCCUAUAUAAAUUGUGAAACGAACUGUUCAUGUUGCGCCACCUUUUUGCUUGUGGAUGAACUUAAUAGUAAGUACGGCUCUAUAGCAAUCACCAUUGACUGUAACGUUCUGCUUUGAAUCAUUUGUAAAGAACUACGGACCAAUUAUUCCACUAACACAUAUCAUAAACAAAAAUAGUAAUUUUUUGUGGAUGUAAAUUGCGUUGUUCCAAAACAUCACUCCAAAUACGGAAGUUUUGUUUAUUGACGUAUCAUUCAAACAAAAGUGAAUUCCAUCGGUAAAUAAGAUUUGUUUAUGACAUUUUCAAGCAGAAUCAUGAUUUGCAAAAUAAAUUUGCGCAUUUUGUAUGAGUUUAUCUGUUCAUGUCUCAGUCUAGUUAUUGCAUAUGCCGAAGUAAACUAAAACUAAAUCACUUGACAGCUGACAAAAUGGUCGCCAAUAAAUCACUUGGCAGCUGAAUAAAUGGUCACCAUUUAAAAUUGUGGUGUUAACUAAAGUUCUGUGCAUCCAAAAAACGAGUUUUAAUCUUGUAAGUGUUUUUGUUUCACAAUUUGUCAAUACAAUGUAACUUUAUAAGUAUUAAACUAACUAAGCUGUAUCCCAAAAUUAACACAAAGACAAAAAUGUACACAACAAUUUACACCAUACAUUUCUGGCAAUCAUAAUACAAAAAUAGAAGCAAUUUGACAGCUGACAGUUUAGGGUUAUGUUAUUUUCAUAUGACAAUCAGAAUUCUCUCUUCGAUCUGAAGUUCCAAUUGAAUACUGUUGUUGAUGCUAAACUAAACAAAAACUAAAUUACUUGACAGCUGACAAAAUAGUUGCCAGUAAAUCACUAGACAGCUGAAAAAGAAUCACCAGUAAAAAUAUUUGUUUCACAAUUAGUCAAAACCAUGUAACUUUAUGAGUAUUAAAUUUCUGGCAACCAUAAUACGAAAAUCGAAGCAAUUUGACAGCUGACAGUUUAGGGUUAUGUUAUUUUCAUGUGACAAUCAGAAUUCACCCUUCGAUCGGAAGUUCCAACUGAAUACUGUUGUUGAUGCCAAACUAACCUAAAACCAAAUCACUUGACAUCUGACAAAAUGGUUGUCAGUAAAUCACUGGACAGCUGACAAAAUAUUCACCAGUAAAAAUUGUUGUGUUAACAUUCAAAAAAUGAGAUUUAAUCUUAUAAGUGGCUUUGUUUUAUAAUUUGUCAAAACUAUGUAACUUUAUAAGUACGAAGCUAACUUAGCUGUAUACCAAAAUUAACACAAGGUAAACAAUCUCAACAAUUAGAAGCAUCAAUUUCUGGCAACCAUAAUACAAAAAUCGAACCGAUUUGGCAGCUGAUAGUUUAGAGCUAUGUCAUUUUCAUUUGACAAUUGGAAUUCUCUCUUCGAUGUUAAGUUCAAACUGAAAGCUUAUUUUGAUUCUAACAUUUUCUAAAGUUUGGUUUUAUUGAAUUAUGUACAAGUAGUAUACAUGUUAAACUUAAAAGUAUCGCUAAUUUCCAAAUACAGAAUAAAUUUUGUUUACGAGUUUGACGUUUAGUAGUAUGAAUGUGUAAAUUGUAAGGAAAUGAACAGGUUCAGGCGACAUAAGGCAAGUUUUUAGUAUCUGAUCGGCCAGCUGCCAAAAAAUUGCCUUCCAAUUAUUUCUGAAAUUUGGGACUGCUUCGAGGUUGCUUUAAAUGACACUUCCAAUAUGACAUUUCUAAAACGGCUCUUCUGUCAUUAGCAGCUGAUAUUUUUCUCAAAAUAAAAAAAUAUGAGUUUUGAACUCGAAAAAAUUAAAUUUAUAACGAAAGUAGCUUACACAGCCUAUAAUAACCAAUGGGAAUCCCUCCAAAACAAAUUUAUUUUGUUUGUUGACUUUUUUACAGCUGUUGACCUGUCAGACAAAGCAAAUGAGAAAAAGAGCUUCCGUUUGGAGUCACAUUACGUAACAUUGCGUUAUUUCCUUACGAUUGUCAAAUGAAACGUGAGGUCGAAGCUUAAUUCUGAUAGCAUGCAUUGAAUUCCUGUGGCUGAACUCGUAAACGUCAGGUGAAGCCAAAGCUAAAGCGUGUUUGCGUUUCAGCCAUUCAGGCAACUUUAUUGGAAAUUUGACUGGAAAAUAAGUCAAGAAUAGUUUUCCUAACUAUCAACUCAAGUCAACUUAUGUCAAAUUGACAAUUGAUCAUGUUUUUUUUAUUCAACUGAAAAUUGAACUUUAUAUUUCUCUAUGAUUUAUUUAUUUUCUGUACAAUUCAAUUUAAUCUUUUGUGUAAUAGAGAUCUUUGUCAAAUUGGAAAAAAAAAUUAAUAUUUUCUUACAAUACAAAGGAAUCUGAGGAGUGUCUUGUAGACAAUAAUGUUUCUAAUAGUUUCUGUACGAUGAACUAAAGGUAGAGUUUAGUGAAGUAAAGUUCAAAGUUUGAAAUUCAUGACACUUGAAAAACUAACUAACUUCAAAGAAUUUCAAAGAAAUCAGAUGACUUCAAAGGAAGUCCCUUAUUUUGUCUAAUAGCCUUUUCUCAUCAAACCCAAAACCAGGUUUUCGGCAAAAAGUUUUCAAAAACCCGAAAAUCGUAUAUUUAAAACAUUUUCUUCUUAUUUCACAACAAAUUCAAUCCAAAAUACUGAGCUUAUGACUAUUGCUUCUGCUGGCCAAAUGUCCCUUAAGAAUCGUCAUAUAUUGUGGCCGUCCAAGCAACUUAUAGGCGGGGUUGAGGUCCUUAUGAGCGAGCAGAAAAAGUCAAUUCCUAGUUCCAGAUUCGUACAAAAAUCACACUUAUUCAGAUUGAUCACUAAAGCUGUUAUGAUGGGCUGUAAUUUCUUCAUGAUUAUCUCUUUGGUUUCUGCCUUUGAAAACUCGCCUGGCUUGUCCAAAGGACUGAGAAUCUUCUUGAUGUUGGCAUCGCUGUCCCUCAAGGGGCGAUAGCCCACUGUUGUAGUUUUAUUUACUACGGAACAACGAUUUCCACGUUGUGGAAUAUUUUGGUGCUAAUUUUCCUAGCCCUUUUGGAUAUAGCCUCCCCCAGAGAUUUUUUUUCAAGGCAAUAAGUUCAUUCCACAAAUGAACUUAUUGCCUUUCUCAUUUCUCCCAAACCCUUGUAAUUGAAAGGAGUUACCGGAAAGUCUUAUUAGAAGUAUGCGAAAGCGUCGAAAAUAUUUGUGGCGACGAGUUCGAAGUCGUAUCCCUUGGAAACCUUAUUACGAACUAUGAGCAAGUCUUCCUCGUCCUUGGGGUGAAUAGUGAAUUCCAGUUCCUCUCUUAACAAAGAGCAUUUGAAACUCUAGAUGAUCAUAAAAGAACCGCCAGUGCCGUAAAUAGUCAUCGGGCUUUUAUUCUCUUUUUAGUUGCCACGCUGCUCCCCAAAAGGUUCCUUUUUUUUCUCUUCCUUAUUCUGUAAAUAAAAAAAAAUCAAUAACUCUAAAUUUGUAAGAAAAUUGUAUAAAUAAUAUUACUUACCACUACCAAAUGUAUUUUAAAAUGAAAUAUUUUUUUUGACAGCAGCCAUUAGCUGUUUUGUUUACAUUAAUUUGAGCGCUGAAUGUUUCGAAAGGUUUGUUUGUUUAGUUCAGCUUUGAAUUGCUGCUAGUUUUUGAGAGGUUUUAUAUAAAACUUGUGGUUUACCAAAAUUGUAUGGGAAAACUUAAGUUUUCGAUAUAGGUUUUUGGCCAAAACCGGGUUUUGGACUUGGCGUGAAAAGCCUAUAAACCUACCCAAUGAUUCAGAAUCUGAAGUGUCAAAUGUCAUUAGUAAAAUUGGAGCUGUUUACGGCCAACAUCCUGUCUAAAUGUCAUCGAAUUGCAACGACGUGAAGUGUGUACUUUGAAUUAAUUUCUCAAAAACUCUCUUACUAUUUGGCACAGUUUAAUCAAAAACGAUUUUAAAAAUCCCUUUUUUUUCAUACAUUUUGUUAUCCUCGUCGCGUCGGUAAAUCGUUGUUGGUUGUGUGAAUAUCACUUCAUAUUUUUAUUUUCAAAUUAAAAACACCGAAUGCUGCAUUCAUAUUAUAAUGUCAUAUGUCAUUAAAAUGCUUGUGGCAACAACAACAAUCUAUUUAAAAAAUAUUUAUCCUUUUCAAUUUUAAUCAAACUCAUUAAAAAUGUAACCAAGCGAUUUAAAUAGACUUCCUAACUUUUUGUCUUCAUUAAAUUAAAAAUAAAUUGAAUUGAAUUUUAUAUGAAAUCCAUUUAUCCAUUUGAUACAAAUUUUUAUACAUUCCAAUUAGAAAUCCUUAAAAUUAUGAGAUCUGGUUUAGUUGUAAGUUUUAUCCUUUUUUUUGUCAUAAAUGUAAUAUUAAUUUAGUAACUUUAUAUUUAGUUGAAUUUUUUAAAUUUUUAUUCUAUUUUUGUAUUAUUUUAAUAUUGUGUAUUUCGAUGAUUUGUACUUUAAUUUUUUUUUCGAAUAAUAAAAUAUUUUAUUGAUU